ACAGUUAAGCGACGAUUUUCAAGAUCUUAGGAAUGAAAUAUGGCAAAGAAACAUUCAAGACACUCAAGGCAUUCAAGGUGAGGAUUUUUCGGCCAAAGAAGUAUAUAUUAGCGUUGUCAAACACCUUUUCCCGCGUGUAAUAUAUCCCACCCAAGAUGAAAUAAAAGAGUCCCUCAAGGACUACUUGAACGAAAAGUUCCCUGAAUUCGUGGCGAACUUAAGUGCUAACGAUUUUGCAAACCGGUUCCAUGGUGUGUGGUGUUCUCAG
Molecule: messenger RNA, 268 nt
Organism: Racocetra persica
Lineage: Eukaryota; Fungi; Glomeromycota; Glomeromycetes; Diversisporales; Gigasporaceae
Source: the annotation of a GenBank genome assembly